Molecule: messenger RNA, 1730 nt
Organism: Danio rerio (zebrafish)
Lineage: Eukaryota; Metazoa; Chordata; Actinopteri; Cypriniformes; Danionidae
Source: RefSeq, a predicted model, not a curated record
GAAAGCGAAACCGCAUUGACUCUUCGGUUUGCUUCAGCACGGACGGUGUUUACAUCAAUAGAAAUGUCUACUGAGGAUUUCUGUGAGCUGGACUGUGAGUCUUUGGGACCCCUGGACAAUGUACAGAUGGAGUUGAACAAAUGCAAGAAAACGUAUAAAGCAUUACUGAAUGAGCAAAAAAUACUGAGAGACGGCAUUGACAACAACAAAGAAUUUGCUAAGAAAUUUAGAGAGCGAGCUGAGGAGCAGAAAGAGUCAAAUGAGAAUGAAAACAAGAAGCGAAGUAAAAAAAUUCAGUCUGAGAAGGAGAAAUGCAGGGCUAUAGAAAGUCAUAAUACUAAGCAACGGAUGGAGAUCCUGAAAAUCAAAGAGGAGUUGCAAAGCCUGGACAAUAAAAACAGCAGCCUGAAAAAGCAAACUGAGAUCUCCACAGCAGUGCCCGAGAGGAAGGUUGUAUUUGAGGGAAAGACAAAAAAUGGUGCACAUGCUACGAGUUUUGAUGUGAAAUCCCAAAUAGUUUAUCCGAUGGAAGGUGGAACGGCCCUGAUCACCUUUGAGGAGGAGGAUGUGGCCCAGAACAUCUUGAGCCAGCAGAAGCAUUUGGUGGCACUCGGGGAAUGUGGCAUCACUGUACAGGCUAAACCCAUUCAGUUCCUGGUACCCGGCUAUGUUGAGAUGGAAACUCAGGUUUGCUCACACAGAAUCUUAGUCUCCAACUUACCAAUAGAAGAACCAGAAGAGCGAAUACUAGACAAACUGGACAUCCACUUCUCUAGGAAGAGGAACGGAGGCGGUGAGGUGGAGGAAACAGACAUGCUGCACGACUCCAAGACUGUGGUCAUCACAUUCGUGGAGGAUAACGUUGCCAAACCUCUCACAGACAAACAGGAGCAUGAGGUAGACUUUGGUAAAAGGAAGUACAAGGUGAAGGUCACUCCAUUCCUCAAUGGCAAGAUUUCAGAGAUGAAGAUCAGCAAUUCAGUGUGUAUGCGCACAGUUCUGCUUACGGGCAUCCCUGACAUCAUGGACAAAGACAACCUGCAGGACAACCUGGAGAUCCACUUCCAGAAGACGUCUAACGGUGGUGGAGAGGUGGAGGCUAUCAUCUACAACCCUCUGGGCCAAACCAGCACUGCCGUGUUUGAUGAAGACUCUCCUAAAGACAGCCAGACUGAAUGAGAAUGCUAAUGCUGCCUGCACACAACAUAAUAAGAGAAUGAAGCAGACUCCUUCAACUCCUGAUUCCGUCUGUAUACAGAAUGACUAUGCAAUUUCUAUUCACUGCGAUCUUUACCUCAUGAGUCUUUAAAGAAUGUAGACUAUAUAACAAUCAGUCUCUCCAGGAGGUUUUUGUGAGUUUAAUGGAUCUUGAAUUAAAAAAAAAAAAAAAAGUCUAACAAGAUUUUUCUGUAUUUUCACAGCAAAACAAAAGAUUUUAUUCCUAUAAUGCCAUAGGUUUGGAGAAAAGCUGGUCUUUUGGGCAACAAAUUGCAUAAAAUAAAUAUCCUAGAAAAAUCUUGGAGGGACUGAGCAAUGUACUACAUUAAUGGAUACUUUUUUCUCUCGUUUAAAGUUCUUAGUUUUAUUUCUUGUUAUCUGAUAAAUAUAUGUUGGCAGAUUGAGGUAUGGUGAUGGGUUAAUCUUAAAACAUUUCUUUAAAUGAUUGCUAUCUGUACAUAUAAACAACAAAACCUUGAACAUGGCCCUAAAUAAAUAUGCAAAAACUUUCA